UAGAUUGCCGUGAGUAUCUCGCCUAGAAAGUAAAUUUUUCGCUUCGUGUAAGCGUUUUGCAGACUUUUUAUGAGCAUGAGAAAACGUGCCCUGGAGUUCCAUUGUGCGGCUCGAAACGUGCGAUUGCGUUGUUUAAUAAACGUGCUAGUCCGCCAUUAUUACUAGUACCGCUGCCUUCACGUAGACUCGGUAUGUACACAGGUUCUUCCGGUAUCUCGGAUUUCUGAGAGCUUCGACAGUGCUUGUGCGACUUCAGAGCUUCCAAAGUGAGAAUAACAGUGUCACCAGGCGUCUUCGAGGUGUUGCUCGACAAAUCUGGGAACAAUUGAGACAACAUUAAAAAAAAAGCCCGCGAUCGACUCGUGACGUGGGUUCCUCAUUUGAGCACACGUCGAAUGUAUAAAUGUUAAUUCGAGGAUACGUAAACGUUAAUCCGAGGAUACGCAAAUAUACGAUAAUCGCUGGCUUCAUUUAGGGACUAUGUGUCGCGUAUAAAUGUUAAUUCGAGGAUACGUGAAUAUUAAUUCGAGUAUACGUGAAUAUUAUUCGAGGAUACGUAAACAUUAAUUCGAGGAUACGCAAAUAUACGAUAAUCGGUGGCUUCGUUUAGGGACUUUGUGUCGCACAGAAAGAGUAUUUAUUUUAUUAAGAGGAAAUUUCACCGCCAGUCAUUUUUGCAAUACCUGUAACAAUUAUUUUAUACAAUGUUUAGCAUGUGGGUGCUGUUUUUACCAAUUGUGUUAGCGAUAGCAUCUGCCAUAUUCCUGUUGUUUAAAAUACUCGAGGUAGGAGGACGCCUUUGCGGCGUUCAGGUCUCCAAAUGCGAUUAGCAUGCAAAUUUGCCGGUGCGUUGUUUAUUCCGAGGGGCUAUUAGCAAAUCAGGGGACAACUGAGACAACAUUUGAGAGAAAAUCGCAAUCGGGACGAUUUAUAUCGUGGAUUCUUCAACGACGCAGGUGUAAAAACGGACCCCUGAAGGAGAAUGACACGGUCGACAAACGGACCAAGAUCGUCCUCGAGGCUCGCAGGACUCCCAAGAGCGGCCCGUCUUCGGAAUCUAGGAAAAAGUUCUCCCCGAAAAUGGUCAACGAGAUCCCCUCCUACCCGUUCACAGUCGAAAAACCACGACAAUCCAAGACAGAACAUGCAGAUAUUGAAGAGGCCAUCGAACUCUGUGGAUAUGGAAGGUUUCAUUACGGAUUCUUAUUACUCUGCGGUAUGAUCUUCCUCUGUGCGGGUUGUCAAAAUGGAGUAAAUGCAUAUAUACUUCCAUCAGCAGAAUGUGAUCUCAAAAUGACGUCCGAACAGAAGGGUCUCCUCAUCGUGGCCUUUUUAGUUGGUGGUGUCUUAAGUGCAAUUGUAUGGGGGGUCCUGGGGGAUGCAUAUGGACGGAAAAACAUCCUAGUGGGGACAUUGUUGGCUGACAGUGCAGUCAAUUUAGUAGCUAGUUUUUCACAAAGCUUUAAAGUGCUCCUCAUCUUCAGGGUCAUCAGUGGAUUCACGAUUGGAUGUCCCGGCUCCUUAACUUACACAUACGUCGGCGAAUUCCACGCAAAAAAUCAAAGGGCGAAAAGCAUCUGCUACGUUGGAUUCUUCUGGACACUUUCGUGGCUGAUUCUGCCUGGUCUGGCGUGGCUGGUGAUACCACUGCCGUUUUCAGUAGAGUUCAAUGGAAUCCUUUACAAUUCCUGGAGACUUUUUUUGGCCAUCCUAGCUCUGCCUACAUUUUUGGUGGCUUUGAUCGCCAUGACGUAUCCAGAAAGUCCGAAAUUCUUGGUGUCUCAGGGAAGGACAAAGGAAGCCCUUCAUGUCUUGAAAGACAUGUACGCCCGUAACACUGGUCGUAAUAGACACGAAUACCCGGUGAAGGUUCUUCUCUCGGACACUUAUGCCAACCCAAAGAAGCAUGGAAUUAAUGACUCCGAAUCAGGAGUCAUUACUGAAUUGCUAAAAAGUAUCUGGCAUCAGAUUCGCUCUCUUGCCUCGCCUCCUCUUGCCUGCUAUGCUCUAUUGUGCUGUACUAUAUAUUUUGCGAACAUGUUUGGAUAUUAUGGUCUCGGAUUGUGGCUGCCAGAACUGUUCAACAGGUUCGAAGUGUUCUACAAAAAUCAUCCUAAUGUAUCGGCAUCGGUGUGCGAGGUUAUGUCAGAUCAGGACCAUGAUCUGUCUUCGACAAAUAGUUUGUCCCAGCAGAAAGUCUGUACCGGAAACAUUGAUGAAAGAGUUUUCCUCAAUUCUGUCACCAUCAACGCAGUUUGCCUUCUUGCAAACGUGAUUUCUGGCUUUUUGUCCAAUCGCGUUGGUCGUCGUACCAUGCCAAUUUGGAGCAUGCUGUUGGCCGGAUGCUUCGCUUUCUGUAUCUACUUUGUCAGAAGCUUUUGGCAAAAUCUGAUCAUCGCCUGCUUAUUCUCUUUGGCGAUAACCACAGCCAAUAUCGUCCUUAACAGCGUCGUCGUCGAUAUAUUUCCCACACACGUCGGUGGAGUUGCAAUAUGUCUUACAACAUGUUUAGGAAGAUUAGGAGCUAUCGCCAGCAAUUUGGUCUUCGGCAUGCUGCUCGAUGUAAGCUGUGAGGUUCCCAUUUUCCUGAUCGCUGGUAUCCUCAUCUUCGGAGGAGUUCUGAGCUUCUUAAUCCCUCAAGAGUCGCGAAAAGAGGUGCCAACGAUUGUCAAGGAAACCAUCACCGAGGAAAAUCCAUCGUAGCAGAAACAUCAGAGUGCCUGGAUGUGAAAUAGCCCACGUAGUGGCUGUCAUUGUCGACCAUUGACAGAGACUUCCUGAUGACGUCAAGCUGGUGGCCGAGAUGGCAACGUUGAGCUAGAAGCUCACAAAACACGAAAAAAAGCAUGUGCUAUCUAAAAGAUACUCAAGAUGUGCCUCUUCUAGGAAUUAAGAGUCGCGAUUUGUAAAUAGGCACCGCCUCUAGGCGCAGUUCACGAUUUACGUAAAUUUACAUCAUGAGCUAUCAUCAUCACACCGAAGAAGACCCCAUCAGUCAAUUAAUGUGUUUGGUUAAUGAUAGAGGGCAGUAUCGCGAUUUCUUACCGCUAGUCAGACCAAGUUGUCGAAAUCGAAGUUCCCUUGGCUCAAAUAAAUGCUGUUCAGUAGCGUUAACUCGCAGCUCUUUAUUUAUUUAUUAGUAUUACCUGAAUUAUUCACAGCACAUAAUGUUUAUUUGAGUCGAGAGAACCCAAGUGAAUUUUAUUUAGCUAGGAUAAAUCGCGGAGUCCUGUCUUCUAUCGUUCCAAAUGAGAAGAAGAUUCUACGUUUGGCUUAAUCAAGUUGGAAUGGAACUGAAAAUCGCGUACGACUAUUAAAUAGGAAUUCGAGAAGCAACUAUUUUAGCUAUAUUAUCCGCCCACAUAGUGUUUUACUGAAGAAUAAUAUAAUAUGCGUCAAGUUGCGUGGCAAAAUACCGCGCAAGUCACGGAGUGUAUCGCAAGUGAUACCGCGAAAUUGUACAAUAAUAUUUACACUGUCCUAGCGUCUAUUUAAUAUAAAACUUCCAAGAACGUAAA
Molecule: messenger RNA, 3518 nt
Organism: Orussus abietinus
Lineage: Eukaryota; Metazoa; Arthropoda; Insecta; Hymenoptera; Orussidae
Product: synaptic vesicle glycoprotein 2B
Exons: 11
Coding region: 832-2703 (623 amino acids)
Biological process (GO): transmembrane transport
Cellular component (GO): membrane
Molecular function (GO): transmembrane transporter activity
Source: RefSeq, a predicted model, not a curated record